GCGGAGACAGUGGAUGUGAGGAGAGGAGCAUUGUUGUCCUGAUCUAGACAGUUGUGGACUGGCCGCAGCGAUGGCGGCGGCUGCGGCUGCUCUUCGUUCUUCUUCCUCGGUUGUAGCUAUGGCGUCUUCUUCCUCUUCCGCGCUCACGUGCGUUAAUGGCCAACGCUGGAUCUCCGAGCCCGCGGAAGGUACCGCGCCGGUAAUCAGAGGAUCAGCGCGGCAAUGGCUGCAUCUUCGAGUCGGUAGGAGGGUCCAGGCCGUCGGCUGCAAUUACGCCUCCCUGUCGGGAUCGGAAUCGUCGAGAUGGCCGGUGACACGUGUCUUGUCCUCAGCUUCGCCCUCCUCGUCGUCAUCGUUGAGAUCGGUGUCUUCCUUGACAUUGCCCCGACCAACUCUUGGGAGCAAGAGGAAAGUGAUUUUGUCGUUCACUCAUCCGACGAGACCGGGCGGGGAAGAAGCCGAUCAAGCGCGGUGUUACUGCAGUGGGAUCGCACGGCGCGCAGUAGUGAGGCGCUCGUCCGCGCGCUCUUCCGCCGCCGCCGCCGCCGCCGCUGGAUCGGAAGGUGGAAGUGGCGGGGCUUACGUGUCGCACUCGCAGCAGCGCGCCAAUGUGGGCGUGGAUAACGGCGAUGGAGAGACAAGGGCGGGGGAGGAGGAGGCGGGGGAGGAGGGAGUAGAGGAGGGCCCUGCGGAUCGACAGGAUGGAAAGCGGCUAACUAGUGGCCGCUCUCAGAAUGGAUCUCAACCGCUUGGUUGGGAUACCGAUGUGGACGCGAAGGAUGAGUUCAAAGGAUGGCUAGAUGCAAAUGAGAAAGGCGCGCGCAGGAGGAUCACUGCAAAAGGGAUUGUUCUGUUUACAGGCUCUGUACUUUUGGCAGCAGGUGUUGCUCUGGCCUCUUAUACCAUGUACAGGAGAGGCACAUACUUCACAUUCGGGAGAGGUGCAAGAAUGCCUACGCCUACUGUGACGGCCGUCGAUCCGCAGGUCCAUCCUGGUCGUCCUGUGGUCGAGGUAGCGCCUGCAACGUCUGUCAGUCCGGCCAUGGACACAACGCGGGGCGCGCUGGGCACAGAGGGUGAUAUCGCUGCCGGACAAGCUAUGGUGCCUCCUAGCAGUGCUCAGAGCGACAUGGCUGAUCAGAACGCUUUGGAGUUGCCUCGUGGAGGAGCGGAGGGUCAACAGGGUGCGAUUGGUGAUGAUGCUCUAGGCAAGUCGGGAGAAAGCGCGGGAGAAACUACUAUUGAACGGGAGGAAAGCGGAGGCGAACCUGUCGUGGGAGAUCAACGAGGAGCUGAUAAGCCAUCCUUAGCUGUCGCAAGCAACCCUGCGGACUCGCUGGACGGCGUCUCGGACAGCGCUGUCAAUGGCGCCCCAGUGGAAACCCAAUUGGACGAACAGGAUGGACAAAUAGAUGGUGUGCUCCCGUCAGAUAUGUCAAAGUCGUCAUCAGAGUUGUCUGGGCCCAUGGGUGGUCCCCACAGUUCUGCUGCUUUGCCGGCUGGUGCUGCCGACGAAUCGGAUAGUGAACACAGUGUUGUCGAUCGUGCAGGUUCAGCUGGGAAUACUUGGUUCUCCGUGCCGUCUGCUGGCAUUGCCACGCCUGCCACAUCUACCACCUCUCUCUCAGUUCCACUUCCAGUUCCAGCACCAGAGGCUGCUUCCCUGGCUGAGUUGUCCCCUUCGGUCCCGGCCCCUGAGCCUGCUGUUCCUCCAAGGGUGGUAGUACCUGCCAUUGUGGACCCGAUUCAAGGGCAAGCAUUUGAGGCUCUUCAAGUGUUGAAGGUCAGCGAAAAUGCGCAACCAGAGUUUCGAGUACUGCCCGCCAUGUUCAUCGAAGGGAUGUCGAGCUUGGCUUUUGAUGAUGUGCUCCCAGAGGACCCAGAUUUCCCCUAUAUUCAAGGACUUGCGGAUGCUGGGAUCAUUUCAAGCAAGCUUUCUAGAGAAGAUCUGGGAUGCGAUCGGGAGUCUCAGCAGCUAGGGUGUGGUUCCGGUGGUUCCGACUUCCAUCCGGAUGGUCCCCUCACGAGAGAGGACCUCAUUAAUUGGAAGAUGGCUCUGGAGAACAGGAGUCUUCCUCUGCCUGACAAACAGGUGCUGCGGGAAAACUGGGGCUUCCUGGACUCUGCAAAAGUCAGCAAGGAUGCAUUGCCGGCAGUGGUAAAGGACUUGUCAUUGGGUCGUCAAAGCUCGAUCACCGCAGCAUUCGGCUACACUAAGCGGCUGGAGCCUCACAAGCCAGUGAUGAGAGCCCAGGCAGCGGCUGCGUUAGCAACGGGAGAAUUGGCGGAGGUGGUCGCGGAGGAAAUGGCUCGUCUGGAGGCGGACAAAGUCGCAGCGGCUGCAAUUCAGGCUGCAGCUGUGGUAGAUGCGCUUGCCGAGAGUGAAGCGGCACGGAAGUUUGCACAGGAUCUAGAAGUAGAGCGUCGUGCUCGCGAGGAAUUGAAGUUGAGUGUGACAGCAGCGCAGGAAGAUGCGGAAAGAGUCAAAAGGGAGUUGGAGGAGGAAAAGCAGAGGGUGGAGGAGGAAAGGCUAGCUGUUCUUGCGGAGAAGCAAAACAUAGAGUCUGUGAAGGAAGAGGCUCUCCGAGCGAAGGAGGAAGCGGAGGGACACCUCAGCGAUGUACUGUCAAGCAAGAAGGAGGUGGAGUCGGAGAAGAGUUGGUUGCAAAGAGAGGUGGAGAGGGCGGGAGCAGAGAGAGAGGUGUUUGAGAAGGCGAGGGUGGAGGCGGACGAGGAGAGACAAGCGGCUGUGGCGGCGAGGAAGGCGGCCGAAGCAGAGAAACGAUCACUGGCUGCGGCAAGAUCAGUGGCCGAGAACGAAGCGAGGAAGGCGAAGGAGGCAGCGCGCAAGCUUGAGGCCUUGAAGAGGAGAUUACAGGAGCAAGGGCGCACUGUCGUUGUCGACAAGGCAGAGGUUGUGGAGGUCCCGAUUGUCACCCAGCGAAAUCUAGACAUCGGAUUGGACCUCAAGGAAAAUGAAACAGAGAGUGAAGCGGCGAGCUUGGGACCGGAACAGAUCAAGAGAAAACUCAGCGGAGCUCUCGAGCGGCUGGACGACAAAAGGUCCGAGCUGGUGGACACCGUUAAGCAGCGUGUAGGGAAUGCUGCCAAGGCCACAGGCCAGCGGGUAAGCGACGCUCGAAAGGCUGCUGGCGAGGCAGUGCGUGGCACUGUGCAAUCCGUCGGAUCGGCGGUAUCUGAUGCUCAGCACAAGCUCGCGGACAAAACCAAGAGGAUUGCGGGUGAGUGGAAAGACGGAGCCAGCAAGUUGGCAGGUCGACUCAAGGGCGCCUAAACACGCAGAGUCAGUGUGCGAUGGCCACAACUGCAAGAAGCGUUGUGGACGAUGGACAGCUAUGAAGGUAGAGGAAGAAGGGAGGGUAAGUGGAGGGGAGGAUGGGGAAGGAGCUGGUGGGGGCUGGGGCGGUGAGAGAGAGAGAGAGAGAGAGAGAGAGAGAGAGAGAGAGAGAGAGAGAGAGAGAGAGAGAGAGAGAGAGAGAGAGAGUGGGUCUUUGUAAAUGGCCACUUUGAUGGCCAGGGACUGGUGAGAAGUCCCUUGGAUAUCUGAUUUGUGUUUUUUUCUGUUGUGUUUGUGAGGUCUGCAGUAGGCAUCUAUCGAUUCUCAAAAUUCUUGGGAGAAUCGAUGAAUAUGCCCGCCCAACGAGGUGAGGAUUCUUUUUUUGCACUUGUUCUUCACUUGAGCAACCUGGAAUUAGUGACCUUUUUUUUUUGUUUUUCCUGUUUUCCUUUGCACAAUGCACAUUCCUUGCGGGAGGUAAGGGCCGUCAAUUUUCUUCGUUCUGUGCUCAAGUGUGGAAGUCCUACGCUCGAUCGGAUUGGGAAUGUACGUAAUACCAUUCAACACUGGAUAUCAGGCAUCUUUGAUGGAGAGCAUCUCAUCUUGAGAAGUGAUCACUGCCAAGAGCCUACUCACACUAGGACCUUCCUUUAUGGAUCUGGCCGCAAUCACGACUGCCUACGAAUGUUUCUGACCGCAAUUACGGUCAGAGAGGAUUCUAAAAAGUUCUCUGGUGUGAACACGACCUCGUUUAUGAUGGAUUUUUUUUCGUUUUUCUUUUUCUGGAGGCGGGGAAUGUGAAAGGCAGGAUGGCAAUCCUAUUUGGAAUUGGGUCGGAAUCAUUGGAGUGUUUUAUCAGCUGGCAGGCUGGCGCAGAGUGGGGGCCUCGCUCCGCUACUCUCCACAUGCACAAAAGACUAAAAAAUAUCGCGGUGUAUCUUUCCAUGCUCUAGCGCAACAUUCAGUCUCAUUUUGCUCAUUCGGAGAGUAGUGGAGCGACGCCCAGUGUGUAGUCACUGGUCACCCAAGGAGCGUUUCGUGGAAUGCAUCUCGCUCCACUACUCUCCACAUGCACAAAAGACAAAACUAUUGUGGUGUAUCACUGUAUCUUUCCAUGUUCUAGUGCAACGUUCAGUCUCAUUUUGCUCAUUCGGAGAGUAGUGGAGCCAGGCCCGGUGUGUACUCACUGGUCACUCAAGAAGCGUUCCAUGGAAUGCAUCCCCGUUGCCUCGCUUGUUUCUGAAGCAAGGCCCAAAUGACAGCAUGACUUUACGGAUGCUUAUUCAAGCAGCUAUAAUUGUUCAUUUCAGCUGGUGGUUGUACUGUGUAUGUGGUCAGUAUGAUGGACUGCAGAGGGGUACACUGGCAUCAUAGGCAUCAGAGGCAGGAAGCGGUGCCGGUGCUGCUGUGUGCUUUAAUAUGAUUACUCUUGUUAACGACACAACGGGGUCAUCGUUUAGAUGCUGGUUUAAAACUGACACCAGGACUUUCCCGAUGUAAUAUGAGCGCUUUCACAGCCAGGUACGGAUGCACGUGACCAGAACGACGCCGACAUGCAUGCUGAAAAAGUUCUAGAGUAGGAUGCCCUUGGGAAGCAUUUGAAUUUUUUGGAAGAAUGGAGGGGAGGUUUGCAGUACGAUUCGUCUGCUGAAUCGCAGACGGAUUUUUCGUUGGACUGUUGUUUUCUGCUUUGUUUUGGAGUCAAAAAAACUUUUGUUGUUGUUUCAUUUGGACAAAAAAAACGACUCGCCUCAUCUGCAUGUGCGCUCAUUCGCCAUUAUUGGCUUCUGCUGUGGUUGCCAAACCUCCCGCAUGCAUGCAUGUACUUCUAAAUCGUGAUGUGAUUCUCUCGAAGUUACGUGUCAAACCACCAGUACAUGACCCCAGGCACAACUUGCAGAAUCG
Messenger RNA from Chara braunii, 5203 nucleotides. NCBI's taxonomy places the organism in Eukaryota, Viridiplantae, Streptophyta, Charophyceae, Charales, Characeae. The record is from the annotation of a GenBank genome assembly.